CCGACCAGAUAGGACCGGUUUGGAGUGAUAUGGACCAAGCGCAGGCAGGUGGGACUGGACUAGUGCUGGGACAUUGUUGGCUGGUGUGGACAAGUUGGGCCUGUUUCCACGCUGUAUCACUCCAUGACUGCUUUUUGUUUUUUUGCACAGAUGCGCAGAACGGCUGCCAUGUCGGAGUGUGGGGAUUGUUGGCUGUGACCGCUUUGGCCCUGUUGGCUUCUCUUGUGAUGAAUGUGAUUUACUGUACAGCAACGCGCCAGAGAGCACCCAGACCAAUAUACAGAAGUGUCAGUCAACUGCAGAGUCCAACGAUUCAGGAAGUGGAUGACCAUCCAAUUUAUGGCAAUCUCAUACCGGAUAAUAUAGUUGAAAGUGAGAACUGUUAUGAAGCCAUGACGCCAGGCAACAGAUCUGGAAAUGAAACCAAGGUGGCGAUUGAAAACCAGAUGUGUUAUGCAUCUCUAGAUCUUUCAGUGCAGCAGAAAAAACGACGACGAAAGAUCGAGAAACAAAAGACAAACAAUGAUAUGUCAGACGCAGGUGAUGACAACUCCCCAUUUAACCCACACACGCUGACCUCACAACCAACCAUCUAUCUGAACAAUGAACAGAUUAAUUUUAAUGAAGGCCUAAGGGAAGAGACUAUUCACAGUGACCCCACCAUCUUUUAUGGCAAAAUAAACACCUCUCACAGUAAAUUGUCCGUAACUGCCUCGGCCACGGCAAUCGACUUUUAAUUUGUGCCUGUGUAAAGCAUCGUCGGGGAAAGUGAACAAGACGGCAAGUUGAUCACGUAAAUGUCUUAGCCUUGAAAGUUGCUUUUGAUCUCUGUAGAAAUUGUGGCUAAACUAUUGGUUCCUAUCAUUGUAUAUCUAAAUAGUUUACUCUGUGUUGUAAUGCGCACAGUUGGAUUACUGACAUACAAAGGCAUAUUGAUUAGUGAACACUGGAAAGCUGCAGAUGCAGGAAAUACUCGGGCCAGGUAGCAUGGUGCGAAAAGCAGCAAAUGUUAACUUUUCAUGUCGAACACUCUGUCAGACUUCUCCGGCAUAUUAAUAACAGUUCCCCAUAACUUACCAAUUUCAUGAAGCGCACAUUUUUAAUCAAAGGAGUUAAUAAGCAGUCAUAGAAACAUAGAAAAUAGGUGCAGGAGAGUCAGAAUUUAAGAUGAUUUGUAUAAUUCUGUAAUUGUUCCGACUACUUUUCAAUCACCAGACAACCUUGACAGAACCUCAUCCUUGCCCAUUUAAAAGAACAUUCCAGCCUGGUAGAUAUGGUAGCAAGAUCAAACUAGCAAUGUAAAUUCAAUGCUUGAAUAUCGUAAAUCAAGUUCGAGUUUUCUAUUGCGUAUAUUUAUGAUAUUGCAUUCCCAAACAAGAGGGUGGAUACAUAUUAAAUUAAGGUUCAAAAAUUGAUAAUUGACAAUGUUACAUUGUUCCUUGCUUUUACUUUUACCCUCCUGUUACAAACCAGGUAAAGUGCAUUCUCUCAACACUACUGAUAUUGAAUACAGGGACUGUAAGACACCAAUAAAUAUCAAUUUGAGUUUGCAUGUUAAGCAUGGUAGACAUACAGGUGGAAGCAUAUAGAAUACGCUACAACCUGUGGGUCAGCUUCAUAUACUUGGCACAACAUACUGCAGCCCAAGUCAAAUGCUCAAUUCCUGUCCUCUCCUACGGCAGCGAGUACAAGUUAAGCAUUUGACAGGAUGGCAACAGAAGUCACAAGUGUGCAAAUCGCCCUCCUUCCUAACGCUUCUGAAAUGCAGCUGGCCCCAGGACACAGCACUUUCUUCACCUACCAUCCUGUGACAUCCCGCACUGUCAUGUCAACAUACAGAUCACAUUAUUUAAAAAAAAUCCCACAACGUAAACAAGAAAUCAAAGAAAAUAUUUGAAGAUUUGAAAAAACCCCAAAUUGUUCCUUGGCCGAUGAGGCAACAAACAGGUCAGUGCAAUAUUAACAUAACCUGCAGACAGAACAAAAGCAGUUAUUGUGUAUUAUAUUUAUAUAUUUCUUUGCCUUUAACUUAGUCAUUUCCUUGCCCCUUUAAACAAUUGUAUCCAAGGACUGAUUCUGUAAAGAUUAUCACCUAGUGGCACAAGUUACAACGUGAAGAAGCAAUCUACCAUUUGCAGAUUUGCUAAAACACACAAGUACAUCCUUGAAUAUAUCAGCGAUUCUGAUAAAAAAGUUUUUAUCUAGCAAUAUUUAAUGUUAACUUAAAUGAAGUUUAUUUGCAUUUUGAUACCGUUUCCAGAGCCAUCAAUUAUUUGCCAUUACUGAGAGAUUCAAUGAUCUACUGGAUACUAAUGUCUGAAAAAUCAUGGCAAAUAUAAUUAAUAAUCCUAUAACAUUUUUCAUUGUAGUUUAAUGUGCGUUGCACAUGGCCACAUAUGCCAAGUCUGUUUUGUUCUUCAAAUCACUUGUACACAUUACACAUAUUGAAGUUGCAUAGGUGAAAGUCUCAAAGUACAGAUAAUCCCACUUUACAUGGGAUAGAGGUUCCAUAUCAAGAAGUUUCAUAAUGCUAAGCUGUGACAUCUGCACUUGUAUAAAGAAAUAAAGUUUUAAAAAAUGUGUAUAUUUAUUUUCACGCAAAUUCCCCAAGAAUGAAGCUGAUUCCAUAUUUCGAAUUUCUGGGUAAUGAUUUGUGAAUUUCUGUAACCCAAACGAUCAUACUCUAAAAUGGCAAGUUACUUUUGAAUAAUAGUAAAAUAUGCAUGUGUUUUCAGACAAACUAAAAGAAAAGCAUAGGAAAUAGAUGCUGAGGUUAGUAUUGUCCUGUGUUCAAGAGGCUGACAGUUGCUGGGCAGAAGCUGUCCUUGAACGUGGAAGUCAUGGUUCUCGGGCACCUGUACCUUCUACCUGAUGGUAGCAGCAAGAUGAGAGCAUGGCUAGCGUGUGGGUAUUCUGCACCUCUUGGGUUCCUAUUAAAUCUUUC
Molecule: messenger RNA, 2944 nt
Organism: Leucoraja erinaceus (little skate)
Lineage: Eukaryota; Metazoa; Chordata; Chondrichthyes; Rajiformes; Rajidae
Exons: 5
Coding region: 30-737 (235 amino acids)
Biological process (GO): negative regulation of receptor recycling; positive regulation of T cell receptor signaling pathway
Cellular component (GO): T cell receptor complex
Source: RefSeq, a predicted model, not a curated record